UGUCAGAUUGGAUGGCGAAGAAAUUUCAAUUGGGCAAAUUUGAGGAAAAAUUGAGAAAAGAUUUUGAAAUUGAUCCUGCAUCUAUUGUCCAGGGGCGCUGGCCACCUAAGAAGGUUCGUGAGGUGUAUUUGAGUUGGAAAAAGCACAACAGACAUCGUGAGCCCUAUGCCUUUUUGUCAAUGAGCCAGCUAAGGCGAUCCUUUAUGGGGGCUAUGCGGGCAUCCUGCUCGCAGGAGGUGGAUGCCGAAAAACACCGUACUCUGAUGCUCAAGCCAGCAUGGGCCUACCAACAGGCCCUGGCCUCUACACUUCAUAUGUGACCCACUACCAACAACCUGCUCAACCCCAGCAGGGCCAAUUUCAGCCACUGGCCACUGCUACAGCACCCACUCCAACACCAUCCAUGCUGUUACCAGCGCCACCUGCAACCAAUCCCCAAUACCUGUCGCCCGAACAAGCCAACCAAGCACCAGCGAAUGAUGACGCAACUGCUGUCCCCGUGACUGACGCCCCAUCCACAUCUGAUGCAAGCCAGGGAGCGGCUGCUCCCGUAAUUAAGCCCAAGACCAAGAGGCGCAGACCACCAGCAGAGGGAUGGGAUGUCUGGGAUGAAUCAGCUGAUGAGGCCCUCAUAUGCCCAGUACGCACAGUAGCCAACGCUGAUGGUGUGUCUGUGUUCUACCAACCAGCAAAGGGCGACGAAAUCCAGAAGUGGUCCGCCGCCAUACAACACCCUCGGGAUGCCGGACGGCAUACCUGGACGAAGAUAAAAGAACUCAAGGAGAUGAGAGACCUGCACCCUUUUGACGCAUUGAAGAUCCUACAUCGUUACGUUACUGCCUUGCUUGAAGGCAACUACCAAAAGACCUGGCAGUCGUAA
Molecule: messenger RNA, 880 nt
Organism: Alosa sapidissima (American shad)
Lineage: Eukaryota; Metazoa; Chordata; Actinopteri; Clupeiformes; Clupeidae
Exons: 2
Coding region: 278-880 (200 amino acids)
Source: RefSeq, a predicted model, not a curated record